AUGGCUUCCGUGAAGGCAUUUGUAGCCUCUGAUAUUCUUCUGGAGUUUUCCAGCUUCCUUGAGAGGGUAGUGCAGGACCUGACAGCAGAGGAAUGGGGACACCCGGAGAUUGGGGUUGCUGUCUCACGCUUGCGAGAGGUCCUAGAGUAUAACGCUCCUGGAGGAAGAUGUACUCGAGGUAUGAAUGUGGUGGCCUCCAUCCGGGACCUGUUGCCAUUGGCCAUGCAGGAUGUGGAGACCAUUGAGAGGGCUCUGGUGGUAGGCUGGUGUGUAGAGUUGAUGACAUGCUCCUUCAUGGUUACUGAUGACAUUAUGGAUAGGUCUGAGAAACGUCGUGGGAAGCCUUGCUGGUACAAGAAGGAGGGCAUUGGCCUUGAUGCUAUCAAUGACUCGGCCCUGAUUGAAUCAUGUGUAUAUCGACUCCUGAGGAAGUACUGCCACGGACAGCCCUAUUACCUGAACCUGCUGGAACUGUUUCUGGAGGCCUCCUACCAGACCGAGCUGGGGCAGGUACUAGAUCUAAUAAUUGCUCAGCAAGGGAAGUUGGAUCUAGCCCAGUACACAGAGACCAGGUAUAAAUCCAUUUGGAAAUACAAGUCAGCUUUUCUAUGUUUCUACCUGCCCGUCGCUGCUGCCAUGUUGAUGGCUGGAAUAGACCAGGAGGAAGAUUACAGAAAUGCCAAAACAAUCCUGCUGGAUAUGGGGGAGUUAUUCCAGGUGCAGAAUGACUACCUGGAUUGUUACGGAGACCCAAGCAUCACAGGGAAGAUUGGAACCGACAUCCAGGACAAAAGGUGUACAUGGCUGGUGGUAGAGGCAUUAAAAAGGGUGACUCCUGAGCAAAGGAAAAUCCUGGAGGAGAACUACGGCCAAGACGAUGUGGACAAGGUGCAGAGGGUAAAGAAUCUGUACGAUGAUCUAGACCUGACCACUGUGUACAGACAAUAUAAGGAGGAGAUUUACCAGAGAGUACAGAUUCUUAUCUCCCAGCAUGCAAAUGGGCUGUUCAAGGAGAUCUUCCUGAGCCUGGCACUCAAGAGUUGCAAGAAAGAUGUGUUUUCUCCUUCCUUACCAGUUGUCUGAGAAAGAAUUGAAUGCAGGCUGAGUAUUCCUGUACUUUAUAGUAUAUGAAUGGUCGCCUAUUAUCUGAUUGAGACUCUUCUGCAAACUUUCUUUGCACCCAUUAUGCUAAUUCAUAUCCUGGUUUACUGCUGCUUACUCAAAUAGAGACUUCCUUCUGUAUGCUUACCCGAAUGUUGUUAUCCAAAUACUAACUCAUGCUGCUAAUGGAUUCAUGUGAUACAUGAGAAAAACAACUU
Messenger RNA from Pseudophryne corroboree (corroboree frog), 1319 nucleotides. RefSeq names its product farnesyl pyrophosphate synthase-like. Gene Ontology annotation, biological process: trans, trans-farnesyl diphosphate biosynthetic process. Bases 1 to 1083 code for a protein of 360 amino acids. The record is from RefSeq and is a predicted model, not a curated record. Lineage: Eukaryota; Metazoa; Chordata; Amphibia; Anura; Myobatrachidae. Gene Ontology annotation, cellular component: cytoplasm. Gene Ontology annotation, molecular function: dimethylallyltranstransferase activity; (2E,6E)-farnesyl diphosphate synthase activity. The transcript is spliced from 9 exons.